CACAUGUUCGGGUCAAGGUUCCAAGGGCAGAAGCCCCUCGCUUUCGUGGAAGAAAGGAUUGCCCCACGCAAAAUGUCUUCGCUGCAUGUGAUUUCGACAUGAAAUUCACAUACGUUCUAGCAGGGUGGGAAGGAACAGCUUCAGACUCUAGAAUUUUAAAGGAUGCCUUGAGUAGGGAAGACCCUUUAAUAAUACCAGAAGGAAAAUUUUAUCUUGGGGAUGCGGGAUUUAUGCUUAAACCUGGGAUACUUACACCAUAUAGAGGUGUUCGUUAUCACUUGAAGGAGUAUUCAACUCGAGGCCCCCAAAAUCCUAGAGAGUUGUUCAACCUACGCCACUCUUCACUCAGAAAUGUCAUAGAGAGAACUUUUGGUGUAUUAAAAAAAAGAUUUCCCAUCAUAUCCAGCGGAACAGAACCACAUUAUUCGUUUGAAGUAAUGAGGAACAUAGUAGUUGCUUGUUGUAUACUGCAUAAUUUUUUAAUGGGUGUGGACAUUGAUGAAGCCUUAAUGGCUGAAGUUGACCGUGAAUUGCUUCAACGUGACAUAGAUAGAUCCCAGGCUCAACGUGAUGAGGAGUACAGACAAGGCCAACUUCUAAGGGAUAAUAUUGCAAAUGAAAUGUGGAAUGUUUAUCAAGUUUAGUGUUGUUGUCUCAUGGUUCCUAGGUUGAAAGAUGUCAAAGAGUAAAGGUCAAGCUGGGGAACCUACUCAAGUCCGUGUUGUGAUCUUGAGGUGGACUGAAGACAUGGACCAAAUAUUACUGGAUGCCUUUUGUGAGGAGGUUACCAAGGGAAAUAGGCCGGAUGGUGCAUGGACAACGCAAGGCUAUGCUAAUGUACUUGAGGCAUUAAGGGCUGGCGUUUCACCAACCAUGACAAAGCAAAAUAUUAAAAAUAGAAUGAAAACCAUGAAGGAUAACUUCACUGAGGCUUAUGAUUUAUUCAAAGGUCUUAGUGGCUUUGCAUGGAGUCCAAUGACUAAGAGGUUUGAGGCUGAGGAUCAUGUAUGGGAGGAAUUAAUUCAGGAAAAACCUCAUGCUAUUAAAUGGAAACGAUCGCAAGUCAAGCACUAUGAUACAUUGAAAGAGCAUUUUGGUGCUGAUCGAGCAACGGGAAAAAAAGCCUUAAGUGCUGGCCAAAUAUUGCGUGAAAUGGAGAAGGAUACUGUGGACUUAAAUGAUGCUGGCGAUGACACUUCUAUGCCGGAACCAAAUGCUGGUGUCUUUGAGGGGGGGAAAUUCUCCCCUCCUAAUGUUGACUCUUUUAGCCCAGCCCAAGCACCCUCCCAUCAAUCUACAGGUACAUCUGGUUCACGAGGAACAAAGCGUAAGACACCGAUGAUUGAUUCCUUUGAUUCUCAAGUGGAGAAAAUGACUAGUGCUCUUGGAUUGAUGUCUGAUGCAUUGAUUAGUUGUAAUUGUAUUUCUAGUAAGCUGCAUGAUUUGGCUGAAAGGCAGGUGGGAGUCGCAGAAUGUCAAGUUGUAGCAAUUGAAGAGCGCAAUGAAAUUUACAAAGACCAGUUGACCGUCUUUAAACAUAGUAAACCACUUAUAUAUACUGAAUCAGAUGUGUGGAACAUGUUGACUGAACUGAAUGUAAUUGACCACCUCCGCAUGCAGUGCUAUGAAUUUUUAUGCACUAAUGAUCAAAAGAAGCGCCUGCUUUUUGGUGUACCAGCUCACAUGCGCUUGCAGACUCUGUUUCAAAUGAUGAAUGUCGGUGGGCUGCAGUGACAGUUCAUGUUCAGCCUAUGUUUUUUUGCUAGUGUGCAUUAUGUACUUUUUGGGGUGUUUGUACUGAAGACAUCUUCUAGUGCCUUUAGCUAUUUUGUGUUACUAAUUUGUAAUAUAUUAUGGAAAGAAGUAGGAAGCUAGGGAAGGGUUUUUUGAUG
Molecule: messenger RNA, 1892 nt
Organism: Lotus japonicus
Lineage: Eukaryota; Viridiplantae; Streptophyta; Magnoliopsida; Fabales; Fabaceae
Exons: 4
Coding region: 676-1734 (352 amino acids)
Source: RefSeq, a predicted model, not a curated record